AUGUCCGAAAACCGCCAGUUCAUGCAUAAAUUACCACAAGCAUCGCGACGCUCCUCCAAGCAGGCUACUUUUGACAGACAAACUAAGUCUUCGGUGCACGAUGGUGUGGUAGCACAUAGUUUUCAGAAAAGGACAACCAAUGUUCAAGAUAGACAAUUAUCGGAGUCGAGCUCUGCUAGCUCUAGCUCGAACACAUACGACUUAUCUGACAAGCAGUUUCAAUGUCGCAAAGAGUCUUAUCCACAAGAAAUAUACCCGUCAGCACGAUUACGCUCAUCUACUAGUUUGGAUGACCCAAUCGAAACGCCUCUUACCAGCGGGAUUCCAGAAUUUCAUGAAUCCUUCGAGAAUCCCCUCGAUAGUCCUCUAGAAUCAUGGCCAGAAAGAAGAAGUAGUGUUGCAACCGAUUCCGACGAGGAGUCACAACCUUUUUUGGAAAGACUCGAGGACGAGGUUACGAGGAAUAAUGCCUUCGACAAGAAACUGGAUCAGCUCAGAGAUGACUUGAUGCAAUCCGGGGAGAAGAUCCUGCUAAUGGACAAGAUAGGGGAAGCCAUCUUUAUGUACUACGAAGGACAGCUUACUAAAGAACUCCUUGAACUGCUGACUCAAACAACACGCUAUGCCCAGGAGUGGGGAUACAAAACAGUGAUGAUACGUGCACAAAUCUGGAAGGUUGCUGUUUUGCACGACAUGGGACUAACUGACAACAUCCCUCUGGCUCUUGCGGAUAUACUUGCAGUGGAGCCGGACGAUGAGCUCAACGCGACCGACUGCUUUCAGAUGAGGAAGUUGCUCUCUGGAUAUGUAGAGGAUGUUUGGGAGGAGCUGAGGAUCAGGCAGGUGCAGAGUUAUCCUACCGAAUUUCGGGAUGUCGCGAGAGCUCAUGUCUUGGAGGACGAAGAGGCCGCACGCAUAGCUUGUUCUGAUUGGACCCAACGAGUGUUCGCUUCAUUUGAAGCAGGUUUCGACGCUAACGAAUGGCCUGACCCCGAUCAGGCCAUGAGGGGUGUAAUAGUCCAGUCGAAGCCCAAGCAUGGUUGGUGCGCAACAGACCAGCAAAAUGGGCUAGGCUGCCUCGAGCGGGAAGUCGAUGAGCUACGCAUCAUUAACGAGCGCCUGAUGGUGGAAAACCGUCGUUAUCGCGAGGAAAUGGGACUAUCUGACACCGCAGACACGCCUGUCUCAGCAGCACCACAGGCAUCCUGGCAUGCGAAUCCCUUCUACUCACCCCUGGGUUGGGCACAUAAGCCAAAACAAAAGGUCGCCUCGCCGCAACGUGAUGCUAAAGCUGAACUUCUUGAUCGCAGUCAGAUGGUCAACAGAGAGAGCCAGUCAUCAUGGUCGCCUCAAUCUCCGGAUCGCCAGCCAUGGGGUACACCACAUAUCUCUGAACAUCCUUCAGCGGCUUCAGAUUCGAUGUUUGGUCGGUCAAUGAGUAUGAGGUCCUCCUAUCAUGACAGCACUCAGAGACCUAAAUCUGUCUACCCACCUAGUCCUCUGCACUUACGCAAGAAGAUCAGGUUGUCGCGAACUUACGCUUCGCCUUUAAGGUUUGCACGCAAAUCUAGAUCGACGCAGGUCAACAAGUAUCGUCGUUCUGAAGACUUGUCUCUUGAUGAAUCUCAGAAAGAGAGUUCUCAGAAGAGUACGAGUGGGAUGCCCAUCGAUCCCACUUCAAAGACUUCUUCUUCGGAGGAAAUAUCUGGAGAUUUCUUCUCGCCUUUUCUGUCACGAUUUGAUGAUCUUACUGCAGCAGUGAUGGCUAUCGCUCAGCCAGGCGCGAACGCAGAGGCCAGUACUCCAAUUUCAGAGAUGCGCAGAGGCAGCGAAGUGUUGAGUCCUCACGCACGACCGCAGACACAACCUACUGAAUCAAGUUUUAGUAAACCUGCUCGUAUACCACGAGCAGAUACAAGCAGACAUCAUCGAAAGCCUUCAAGCGCCUCACCAAAGUCUCCACUCGAAGGGUCUAAGUCAGAGAACCUGUCACUAACUGAUACACCAUCUCCAACCAAGCUCGAGGAAGUAGCACCUCAUUUUCGUGAGCAUCAGGAACAGCGACGAAGAUCACAUACCCGCUCACUAAGCCUACCAAUAUCUCCAACAUUCAGAAGCUAUGAGGACGAGAGGAGUCAUGUAGUGAUUGCCUCCAAUACUCCGCUCCAUACUAGUGGUGAGGUCAAGCAGCAGCCAGACGGGACCAUUCCUCAUCCGUACACUGGCAUCAGAGAGUUUGCGAAAGGUUUCGCCGAUUCCACUGCCGAUGAUUCGGGCAGCCCUUCUUCCAACAAAAUUGGAGCAUUCAGGAGUGAUUUAGGAGAUCAAGUUGCUGGAAGUAAGAUCGAUGAGGCACUCCCAGUCAACAUGUUCAGAGAACGUACCCAAGAGUUCCAAUCUGGAAUGCCAGCGAGCCAGCGGCAAGAAGGUUCGCAAGUCGUGGAUUCGACACAGGCAAGAAGAUCCGUCCGAGGACGUCUGUCAGAUCGUCGUAGCCUGACUGACAAAUAUGCUUUGGACAAAGUGGCACCAUUCACGCCGAGUUCGAAAUCCUCAGCUUCUUCUGCAAUUUCCAAGCCCAAAUUACACUCAAAGAUUCUUAGCACCUUGUCGGAUACAGAUUUUGGUGAUACACCCUCAAUCCGGGAUAAGGCAUCGUUCGUGCCAAAGAGCUCGCGUCUGGCUAGUGACGAACUGGGUGAAGAUUUCCUAGAUGACAUGCAAAAUAUUCCGAAUGAUUGGGUUUUCAAUCCAGCACAGCGCAAUGCACCAUUUGCAGAACGCCUCGAUGACAGCCGUGAGCUAUAUGGAGAUCGUUAUGGUAGUUUCGAUAGUCAGUCCAGCAUCAGAACAGCAAGUGGCUAUACUGAAGGCGCACGUCUGAGCAACCUCUUGUCGAGGCUACAAACUGAACAGGCCAUCGCGGUAACCCACGAGCGUAGAUCGUCCAAGCCAGCAAUUUCUAGUCCAUUAAGAAGAGGCUUUCAGCUAAGCGAAGAUGAGCAGGAUGACUUGAGGCAAGAAAACAUUCCAAUAAGUAGCCGAGGCGGAGUGUUCACUGAACCUGAACAUGCUAGCAUCACCAAUGGUGAGGUAGACGACCAGGACAGUCCAAGGAGCAAGACUUUAAAAGCUCUGGCAGGACUUGGCACUGCCGAAGAAGCCCUUGUUUCAGGGGUAAGACGAUCUGCAAAAGCAGCUCGUGCUGCACUACUAGCCAAGACGAACGCAAGUGUUCAUCUGAAUAGUUCGGAGCAGACUUCGUCCAAUGGUAUCCCUAACAAUGCCGCCUUCAAUCAGCUCACUUGGAAAACACACACCACUUCGCGCGACUAUGGCCUCGACACUCCUGCCCGAAGAGAACGGCAACGCAGCAUUUACGAUGAGAUAGACGAUUCGUAUCCUUCUCCUACAGGACCUCUUCACUCUCAAUUCGACACCGCAUACGGUAACAACGACAGUGAGAUCAAACAUAUCAGUGACACCGCAGCAAAUAUUGCCGACAUCGAGGGUUUUCGUUCCAUUGAUGGCUUAGAGGCAUCCUUGGCUGAAGAUGUCGAUACCACACCUCCAGACUACCCCUUCGGCGCAGGAUCGGAUUCUGCACCUGCUUCGAGAGAAGACAAUGACGAAAGUGGUGGUGAUAGUGGCGUCUCUUUGCCCGAAUCUUCAGGAAGUGACCCUGCCAGAUUCGACGUGUCGGGCCGACGAGGUCUCUUGCCAAUUACCAGAGGUAGAAGAGAACAGCAGGAGGCGCGCAAGAAGUAUUCAAGGAAUCACAGAUUGCAGGAAGCCAAGAUGAACAGUAAGAAGGAAGGAGGACACCAGAUUGAAAAUCUGUCCAUUGCAACAAAUUUCUAA
This is a messenger RNA of Lithohypha guttulata, 3861 nucleotides long. RefSeq lists its product as uncharacterized. The coding region runs from base 1 to 3861 and encodes 1286 amino acids. The record is from RefSeq and is a predicted model, not a curated record. The transcript has a single exon. Lineage: Eukaryota; Fungi; Ascomycota; Eurotiomycetes; Chaetothyriales; Trichomeriaceae.